UCGUGGAGGAAGACUGAACAUGGUGUUUCCAAUGUGGACAUUGAAGAGACAGUCCCUUAUCCUUUUUAACAUAAUCCUAAUUUCCAAACUCCUUGGAGCUAGAUGGUUUCCCAAAACUCUGCCCUGUGAUGUCACUCUGGAUGCUCCAAAGGCCCAUGUGAUUGUGGACUGCACAGACAAGCAUUUGACAGAAAUUCCUGAAGGUAUUCCUACCAAUGCCACCAACCUCACCCUCACCAUCAACCACAUACCUGGUAUCUCUCCAGCUUCCUUCCACCAGCUGGACUACCUGGUAGAGAUCGAUUUCAGAUGCAACUGUAUACCUAUUCGACUUGGGCCAAAAGACAAUAUGUGUCCCAGGAGGCUGCAGAUUAAACCCAGAAGCUUUAGUAGACUCACUUACUUAAAAUCCCUUUAUCUGGAUGGAAACCAGCUUCUAGAAAUACCUGAGGGUCUUCCCCCCAACUUGCAGCUGCUGAGCCUUGAGGCCAACAGUAUCUUUUGUAUCAUGAAAAAUAACCUAACAGAACUGACCAACAUAGAAAAACUCUACUUGGGCCAAAACUGUUAUUUUCGCAAUCCUUGCAACGUUUCAUUUUUCAUAGAAAAAGAUGCUUUCCUGAGUCUGAAAAAUCUAAAAUUGCUCUCCCUAAAAGAUAACAAUAUCACAUAUGUCCCCACUACAUUGCCAUCCACUUUAACAGAACUCCAUCUUUAUAACAACGCCAUUGCAAAAAUCCAAGAAGAUGAUUUUCAUAACCUCAAUCAACUGCAAAUUCUUGACCUAGGUGGAAACUGCCCUCGUUGUUACAAUGUCCCAUUUCCUUGUACACCCUGUGAGAAUAAUUCUCCCCUACAGAUCCACAUGAAGGCUUUUGAUGCAUUGACAGAAUUACAAGUUUUACGUCUAUACAGUAACUCUCUUCAGCAUGUGCCCCAAAGAUGGUUUAAAAACAUUAAAAAACUUAAGGAGCUAGAUCUUUCACAAAACUUCUUGGCCAAAGAAAUUGGGGAUGCCAAAUUUUUGCUUCUUCUUCACAACCUUGUCCAAUUGGAUCUGUCUUUCAAUUAUGAACUUCAGGUCUAUCGUGCAACUCUGAAUCUAUCGGAUGCAUUUUCUUCACUGAAAAACCUGAAAGUUUUACGGAUCAAAGGAUACGUCUUUAAGGAGCUGAGCAGCCAUAACCUCUCCCCAUUACGUAGUCUCUCCAAUCUUGAAGUUCUUGAUCUUGGCACUAACUUCAUAAAAAUCGCUGACCUCAGCAUAUUCGAACAAUUUAAAACAUUGAAAGUCAUAGAUCUUUCAAUGAAUAAAAUAUCACCUUCAGGAGAUUCAAGUGAAGUUGGCUUCUGCUCUAACACCAGAACUUCUGUAGAUGGUAAUGCACCUCAGGUCCUUGAAACAUUACAUUAUUUCAGAUAUGAUGAGUAUGCAAGGAGUUGCAGGUUCAAAAACAAAGAGACUCCCUCUUUCUUGCCUUUUAAUAAAGAUUGUUAUGUGUAUGGGCAGGCCUUGGACCUAAGUAGAAAUAAUAUAUUUUUUGUCAAGUCCUCUGAUUUUCAGCAUCUGUCUUUCCUCAAAUGCCUAAACUUGUCAGGAAAUACCAUUGGCCAAACUCUCAAUGGCAGUGAAUUUCAGCCUUUAGUGGAGUUGAAGUAUUUGGACUUCUCUAACAACCGGCUUGAUUUACUCUACUCAACAGCGUUUGAGGAGCUACGCAACCUGGAAAUUCUAGAUAUAAGUAGUAAUAGCCAUUACUUUCAAUCAGAAGGCAUUACUCACAUGCUAAACUUCACCAAGAACCUAAAAGUUCUGAAGAAACUCAUGAUGAACAACAAUGACAUCUCUAUGUCCACCAGCAGGACCAUGGAGAGUGAGUCUCUUAGAAUUCUGGAAUUCAGAGGAAAUCAUUUGGAUGUUUUAUGGAGAGAUGGUGAUAACAGGUACUUAAAAUUCUUCAAGAAUCUGCUAAACUUAGAGGAGUUAGACAUCUCUGAAAAUUCCCUGAGUUUCUUGCCUUCUGGCGUUUUUGAUGGCAUGCCUCCAAAACUAAAGACUCUCUCCUUGGUCAAAAAUGGGCUCAAGUCCUUCAACUGGGGAAGACUCCAGUAUCUGAAGAAUCUAGAAACUUUGGACCUCAGCUACAAUGAGCUGAAGAGUGUCCCUGAGAGAUUAUACAACUGUUCCAGAAGUCUCAAGAAACUGAUUCUCAAGUACAAUCAAAUCAGGCAUCUGACAAAGCAUUUUCUACAAGAUGCUUUCCAGUUGCGAUACCUGGACCUCAGCUCAAAUAAAAUCCAGAUUAUCCAGAAGACUAGCUUUCCAGAAAAUGUCCUCAAUAAUCUGGAGAUGUUACUUUUGCAUCAUAAUCGGUUUCUGUGCACCUGUGAUGCUGUGUGGUUUGUCUGGUGGGUUAACCAUACAGAGGUGACUAUUCCUUACUUGGCCACAGAUGUGACUUGUGUGGGGCCAGGAGCACACAGGGGCCAGAGUGUGGUCUCUCUGGAUCUGUAUACCUGUGAGGUAGAUCUGACUAACCUGAUCCUGUUUUCACUUUCCGUAUCGGUGGCUCUUUCUCUGAUGGUGAUUACAACAGCAAACCACCUCUAUUUCUGGGAUGUGUGGUAUAGUUACCAUUUCUGUAAGGCCAAAAUAAAGGGGUAUCAGCGUCUGACAUCACUGGAUUCUUGCUACGAUGCCUUUGUUGUGUAUGACACUAAAGACCCAGCAGUGACAGAGUGGGUUUUGGAUGAGCUGGUGGCCAAGUUGGAAGACCCAAGAGAGAAACAUUUUAAUCUGUGUCUUGAGGAAAGGGAUUGGCUACCAGGGCAGCCAGUUCUGGAAAACCUUUCCCAGAGCAUCCAGCUUAGCAAAAAGACGGUGUUUGUGAUGACAAACAAGUAUGCAAAGACUGAGAACUUUAAGAUCGCAUUUUACUUAUCCCAUCAGAGGCUCAUGGAUGAAAAAGUAGACGUAAUUAUCUUGAUAUUCCUUGAGAAGCCCCUUCAGAAAUCCAAGUUCCUCCAGCUCCGGAAGAGGCUGUGUAAGAGUUCCGUCCUUGAGUGGCCGACAAACCCACAGGCCCACCCGUACUUCUGGCAGUGUCUGAAAAAUGCCCUGGCCACAGACAAUCACGUGACCUAUAGUCAGGUGUUCAAAGAGACGGUCUAGCCCUUCUUUGCCAAGCGUGACUACCUGACCUACCAAGGAAAAGCUUGGCUGUCUAGAUUGUCCCAUGAAUGCCUCACUAAAAGGGUGUUGUUAAAGUCUCCAAGACCUGGGAUUAUCCACAUCAGAGAGGAGAGUCACAGUGUAUGACAAAGGAAUUGGAAAAAUGGAAUUUCUAUAAUGCAUCACAUCAUCUUUCCGAUCUCUCUGUGACUCCAUUGGCACUUGAGUCUCCCCUUUCUGUUUCUGUAUAAGACACGACUGGGAGAAGGGCGGCAAGGAGAGGACAUAAGGCUCUGAUUCUCCUGUAAUUCUCUUGUGAUUAUUAAAUACACACACAAUCACGAAAUUCAGAGGAAUCGUGCUUCUACUCCUAAGAAGUACCGCUAUGUAUGGAAAUAGGGUAAAAGAUGCUCAGGGCCUACGUGUAUGACAUCACAAUGUACUAGAUAGAGUUAGUGAAAUGAAAACACAGGGAACGCAACUGAUUGCUUCUGCAUCACCUAGCGCCCCCUUCUGCACAGAUCGACUGUUGCCCUCUCCAGAACCAGGCGGCACAGGCACUCUGACCCUGGAUGUCUGUCCUUUGGAACUGUGAGAAAAAAGUGUUAAGUCAUCCAGUUUAUGAUACUUUGCUAUACAGCAUCCUGAGCGGACUCAAACAAAGAUUUUUAUCUGCAUUGCAAAAGGACUAUAGCCAAAGUAAAAUUGCCUCAUCCAAUGGUCUUUGAAACUGCUUUGCUAACUAAUAUCGUAUAUCUGUA
This is a messenger RNA of Puma concolor (puma), 3933 nucleotides long. NCBI's taxonomy places the organism in Eukaryota, Metazoa, Chordata, Mammalia, Carnivora, Felidae. The record is from RefSeq and is a predicted model, not a curated record.